CCGCCGGCGAGGCGCGAAGAUGUCGGUCCUGAUCGUCACGAGCGUGGGCGACAUCGAGCUGGAUCUCCACACCGACCUGUGCCCCCUCACCACCAAGAACUUCCUCAAGCUCUGCAAAAUGAAGUAUUACAAUGGGUGUCUGUUCCACAAGGUGGAGAAGGAUUUCCUGGCACAAUCUGGGGACCCUACUGGAACUGGCAGUGGUGGUGAUUCCGUGUACAAGUUCCUCUAUGGUGAUCAAGCUCGAUUUUUUAAUGAUGAAAUCCGUCCAGAAUUAAGGCAUUCAAAAACUGGUACUAUUGCUAUGGCAAGUGCUGGUGAGAAUUGCAAUGCCUCACAGUUCUACAUCACUUUGCGGGAUGAUGUCGACUACCUUGACGACAAGCACACGGUCUUUGGGACAGUUGCUGAAGGUCUUGACACACUGACAAAGAUAAAUGAAGCUUAUGUUGAUGAUAAAGGAAGACCGUUUAAGGACAUCAGGAUUAAACAUACAUAUAUCUUGGAUGAUCCUUUUGAUGAUCCUCCUCAGCUUGCUGAAUUUAUUCCUGAGAAUUCUCCAUUAGGAAAGCCACAUGAUGAGGUUGCAGAAGAGCGCCUAGAGGAUAGCUGGGUCCCUCUAGAUGAAACAGUGGAUCCUGGUCAGCUUGAAGAGUUAAUCCGCUCUAAAGAAGCACAUGCUAAUGCAGUGAUCCUUGAGAGCGUUGGAGAUAUUCCAGAUGCUGAGGUUAAACCACCAGAUAAUGUCUUAUUUGUUUGCAAACUCAACCCAGUGACACAGGAUGAAGAUUUAUAUACAAUCUUCUCACGUUUUGGAAGUGUGACAUCAGCUGAAAUAAUUCGUGACUUCAAGACUGGGGAUAGUUUAUGCUAUGCUUUCAUUGAAUUCGAGGCAAAGGAGGCAUGCGAACGUGCAUAUUUCAAGAUGGAUAAUUGCCUGAUUGAUGAUCGGAGGAUUCAUGUUGAUUUUAGUCAAAGUGUUUCAAAAUUGUGGGGUCAGUUCAGACAAAGUAAACGGAAUGGAAAUAAAGAUGGUUGCUUCAAGUGUGGUGCUCCAGAUCACAUAGCCCGAGAUUGUGACCAGGAUGGUGAGCAGAAACCUAAAGCCCCAAAUUAUGUUCUGAAAGAUGAUAACACUCAGCGAGGCGGGAAUAACCGUCGAAGUUAUGAUUUCGUCUUCGAGGAUGAUACUGCUCGUCGGAAUACUGACCGAAGAAAGGUUCAAAAAGUAGAUGACCAGAGAACGCAGCUACCGCCUCGUGGUGACCGCGAUAGGAACGGCAGCAGGGAGAGAAGUCAGAGCCACGAGAAAGGAGGCCUGCAAAGCAAAGAAGCUGUUGUGAGCCGAGGAGGUCAGAGGCCAGACGAUCACCACAGUCACGACAGAUCCGGUGGUCGAAGCUCCGGUAGGCAUGACGACCGUGACUACAGCAAGCAACAUAGCAGGAGCAGAAACAUGGACGGCGGUGAAGAAGACUAUAAACGGAGAUCAGGAUCUGGUCGAUACGACCGGGAUGAUAAGCCCAAUGGCGAGCGGCGCCACAGGGAUGAUGAUGACCGUGGGAAGGGCGAUCGUCACAGGAAAGACGAGCGUGACCGCAGGGCACGGAGCCCUGAUGCUGAUAGACACAGAAGGGAAGAUGCCGGACACCGCGAGGCAAGCAGGCACAGGGAGAGGCGGCACCGGGAUGAUAGAUAGAUGUUGGCUGCUGUACCGCAUGCCAGUUUUGCCCCUGCCAGUUUUCUGCUUACGCUGAGUUUGUGAUGUAGCUUGAAAUCUCUAGCCGUAGACUGUAGACUGUGUAGACUGUAGACUGUAUAAUAUAUGGGAGCUUGGAAAGUUUUCAUCGCAUGUUCAUUUUCGGAAUGUUUGUUGUUUCUAAAUCAAAA
Hordeum vulgare subsp. vulgare (domesticated barley) is the source of this 1890-nucleotide messenger RNA. Its product is annotated as peptidyl-prolyl cis-trans isomerase CYP59-like. NCBI's taxonomy places the organism in Eukaryota, Viridiplantae, Streptophyta, Magnoliopsida, Poales, Poaceae. Gene Ontology annotation, biological process: protein peptidyl-prolyl isomerization. The transcript is spliced from 14 exons. Gene Ontology annotation, cellular component: nucleus. The coding region runs from base 20 to 1699 and encodes 559 amino acids. The record is from RefSeq and is a predicted model, not a curated record. Gene Ontology annotation, molecular function: zinc ion binding; peptidyl-prolyl cis-trans isomerase activity; RNA binding.